AUGUUUAUAAUAUGGUUUGCAUUGCUGGUAUUUAUAGCUCAAGACUGCUCUUCUCAAGAUGACGGAGGACCCUAUCAAGGAAAAUUCAUAGGCAAGCUGAAUUCAUAUCAUCAUCAGGUGUCUGGUGAUGUGUAUGCUAUAGACGAUUGGACAGUUCUACUCAUAAACUUUAACUAUGAUGGUACUGGAGACGAUACAUUCUUUUGGGCAGGAGACUCAGGCCGUCCCGGCCCACAAGGCUUUAUCAUACCUGAUGAGUAUGGCAAGACAAACAUCUUAGAGCGUUACAACAAUGCGGAUGUUCGAUUACGGUUGCCAGAGGGGAAGCGUAUAUCGCGUAUUAAAUGGCUGGCCGUUUACGACGUGAACACUCAGAAUGCAUUCGGUGAUGUUUACGUACCCGACGACUUCGAGGCUCCUUCACCGCGUAACGUAGGAGCGAUGGCGGCUGCGCCUGGAGUCUCGAUCUCCAGCAAGCCCGUCCGUUUCCUGGAUGCAUGCACCUUCGUCAUUCCGGAAUUCCGAUACGACGGCAGCGGAGAAGAAGUGUACUUCUGGACUGGGGUUGGUCCGCAACCUUCUUCUAGAGGUACCAUCAUACCCAACGAAUAUGGAUAUCUAGAACCGCUACGCGCGUAUAACGGCGAGGACGUCCAACUGGAGUUGCCGGGCGGACGAACAGUGUUCGAGGUAGACUGGGUCGCCGUGUGGGACGCGCGAGAGAAGACCGCGCUCGCCUCCGUGCUGCUGCCCGCCGGGCUCAACGUGCCGCCCGCCACGCUCGUCAUACACCCGCACCGAUCUAAACUACCGCAUUGCAAACAACUACACAGAGAUUAUCAAGUCUCAUGGGAAGUAUUCGGAAACCAAAUAACUAUACAGCUCGCUGCACAGAUUGGCCCAAACGACUACAUGGCGUUCGGGAUAUCUGGUAACGACACGCGUUCGCAGAUGUUAGGAGCGGACGUGGCGGUCGCUUACUUCAACACCACGCUUCAGCAGGGAGUCGCCGGCGAUUAUAAUAUUACUGCUCUCGCACCGUGCGUACGAGUACUGGGACAGUGGGUGGGCGUGUGCCACGACGAACGCAGCGGCGGCCUUAACAACCACCAGUUGUUCAGCGCCAGCAGGGAGGACGGGCUCACCCUGCUCACCUACCGGCGCAGUCUGCAGCCGGACGAGGCAAUGGACCGUGCGUGGAACACCGAAGGUCCACAGUACGUCGUGUGGGCCAUCGGUUCUUUGGACCACGAGGGUGAACCCUCCUACCACAGGCUCUAUCACCGCUCGGAUGUCGUGGUGAAACUGAUGGAGAAUCCCCCCGAGAACGACUGCUUUGAUUUUGUCAUCGGGGAGCGCGCGGGUGUGCGCGCGUGGGAGCGCGCCGAGCUGUUCGACCCGGCGCUGCGCGUGUUCCGCUUCGCGCUCGGCCCGGCCGGAGGGGCGCGCGGGCUGGCGGGGCGCGGGGGGAGCGGGCCCGCGCUCGCCUGGUACGUGAACGGGCAGCUGGCGCCCGACCUGCAGCUGCGUCGCGGCCUGCACUACACCUUCCGCGUGUCCGGCGGCAACGAGCCGCAUUCGGCCACCGAGUACCACCCGCUGGUGGUGACGCCAGAGCCGCACGGCGGCCUGGAGCGCCUCGCCGACAGCGAGCAGCGCCGCGUGCGCGUGCUCGCCGGCGCGCGCGCCACGCGCCGCGGCCUCAGCCCCGACGCCGCCGGCCCGCUGUGCCUCGCCACGCGCCCGCCAGGGGCGGACCCGCGGCUGGACGUGACGUUCACGACGUUCCGCGCGUUCAACCGCUCGCUGCGCUGGAGCUGCGCGCCCGGCGCGCCCGCCGACCUGCGCCUGGCGCCCGACUCCUCCUGGCCCGACCGCGUCUACUACCACUCCUUCACGCACGCCGACAUGGGCGGGCGCAUCUUCGUGGUGGACAAGCACCGCCGCAACAUCGCCCGCAGCGCCGCGCGCCGCGCGAGCCCGCUCGCCGCAGCACUCGCGCCAGCACUCGCACUCGCACUCGCGCUCAGCUCGCUGCCGUGA
This is a messenger RNA of Parnassius mnemosyne (clouded apollo), 2043 nucleotides long. The record is from the annotation of a GenBank genome assembly. NCBI's taxonomy places the organism in Eukaryota, Metazoa, Arthropoda, Insecta, Lepidoptera, Papilionidae.